Messenger RNA from Laccaria bicolor S238N-H82, 1056 nucleotides. RefSeq lists its product as uncharacterized. The transcript is spliced from 7 exons. Lineage: Eukaryota; Fungi; Basidiomycota; Agaricomycetes; Agaricales; Hydnangiaceae. The record is from RefSeq and is a predicted model, not a curated record. The coding region runs from base 1 to 1056 and encodes 351 amino acids.
AUGUUCAGAGGUUCUUUAUUGAGAUCUUGGAUGACCUGGACUCAGACUUGGAUGUUUCUUUGGGUACAUAUUCAAUAUGUCAUCAAGCAGGGGAGGGGAGGGACAUUGCUUAACACCCAAUUCGCGUCGGCUCAGCAUGGAAUUCUCGUUGGGUCUAAGACUCACCCGGAUCCUCACGUGGAUCGUAGUGCUCAGUCUCUAAGGGAACCUUGGGAACCUGGAUUUCAACAAGUGACUGCACAUUCGGUUCCCGGUCUCCGAUCUUGCAUGGAACUGGGUUUUUAUCGCCUUCGCCUAUUUGGGAAUUGGACUACGAGCUCUGAAGGCGACGAUGAUGACGGUUAUGAUGACCACGACUACGUCGACGACGUCAAGGUCCGAUAUAUCGCUUCCUCCAACGGCGCCUCUCACGACCUUCGAAAACCCCGUGUUGGACCUUUGAGCCUGAGGAUUUGUAUCGCCAUUGGCAAGGACCAUCUGACGUCAAAGUGUGGAUUUGGGAGCGCAAUGGCAGCAGCGAGACAGGUGGUGCCAGGCGUCCGAUCCAAGCGCGGGAUUCGCACCGUCACCUGCCAGAGCAUCAGUUCUAACGUACCAAGUAUAAUUCACUCCAUUCAACCUCAGUCUGAGAAUGUCGACUGUAACGACUCGCAAGUCGAGACUCGAGCCUGGCCAUGGGGCUGGCAGCCCUGGCUCGCACUCUCCGAAGUUGGUACUACCUACGGUGUCUCCGUUUGUCUCUACUGUGUCACAUUUCCUUCAACAUGGGUUCGCCGUUCGUUUUUACGCAUUCUGGGUCCCCAUUUGCUGUCACAGGCAUGGGCCUUCCAUUCGCUCGAGCUCCAAUUGGAUACUGCCAUGCGCCUCUACGUUGUCUUCCCUCCCAAGAGGAUCUACAGGUUCUGUGAUCCCAUUCCAAUCCCGCAGGGUGUAGGCGGUCCAAGCCAACAACACGCAUGUCCCCUUCCUCUCCCGCCGCAUGACGGACAAUACCUUCUUUUAGCCCCCCCACCUCUUUCCGUGGCAUCUCAGGCCACGGCUUGGUGUUGGAGUUGA